AUGACCCUGGACUGGGGCAAUCCUGCAGACACAGCAAACCGCCGCCUUCAUCUCCGAGAUUUCUACCAAUAUCACGGGGUAGAGCAUGGCUAUGAACAGCUUUUCGACGCUUGCGAGCGCGACGUUUGCAAGAUGCUACGGUCAUUUGGCGAAUCUACGUUGUCCGAGCUGAAAUUCAACUACUAUGUCGACUUGGUGGUUUGGAGGCGCACUUUCAAUACUUUUGAGCCCUCUCAACAGCCCCAGUGGCCCUUCCGUGGAGUCCGCGACCGCUUUGAUGAAUGCGGCCCGCCCUCUCAGGUCUACAGCGACUUUCUGGCGAAAGAACGCGAAACAGCGUCCCCCACCCGCACCACGACUCUCUCCGCCACUUCUGCGGAAGCUGAAGCUACGCCUGAGGUCGAUGAGCACACAGAAGAGGGCAAUGCUGUCUUGGAGGAGACCCAGGGCCCCACGUCGAUGGACUUGAACACGGCAGCCAAUCCUCAGGCUCAGCAGCCUGCAAAGGCAAGUCGAAGAUUGGACACGACGGACCACGCAGCCGAUUCCACCGCUGAGCGACCCGCAAAGCGGCUCUACCGAGCUCGGGAGCCAGUCUACAGCCGCGGCUUCGUCCAGCGCCUGGAGCGUCGAAUUCACCAGCUCGAGACCACGAACCGUGCUUUGAAAGCUGCUAGCCCGACUCGCGUCCCCGCGUCUGGGGUGGAGGUGGUUCAGGAACCGCCCGGCAGCGACGCACUGGCCAAAGAGGUCAGCUUCCUUUCGACCAGCGCAGGCGGCGAUCGCUUCUUCCUGGGCCCCACGAGCGGCAUCCUCUUUGCCAGCCUCGUCAAGGCUGGAUUCCUCGAGGAUGACUCCAGGUUGGCGGCAACCCCGUCAGGCCUCGACGCAUUCGGGAGCCCCGGCGCAGAAGAGCGUGCCGACGACAGCCUACCGCCGGAACAGCUCGCCCGAGGCCUCGUCGACGCAUACUUGGCUCAUGAUCAUCUGGCAUAUCCCUUUCUGCACCCGGGAGCGAUUCGCUCGGCGGUUGACUGCAUGUACACUGACGGUCCGGGACGCUCGCACGCCUUUGAGGCCUUCAUGUUCAACAUGAUUCUCGCCAUCGCGUCGUCUCAAGCCUCGAAGAUGAAUUGGCAGGCGUUUCCAGAUGCAAAUACCCAUCAUCAACGGGCAGCCAAGUAUCUCAACGCGGUGCUAUGCAAUGGCGGGCUCAAGGCCCUACAAGCCAUGCUGCUGCUGUGCCAGUUCCAACUCACGAGCUCGACUCGAGAUGCUUCAGCUAGUCUGUGGCACGUGGUCGGCAUUUCGGCUCGCAUGUGCUUUGAGCUUGGGCUACACCGGGAGGCUGUCUACCAGGUCGCGCGGUCUGCAACGUCGCCUAACGACUUUGAGGAUAACAACGUUCGGCGAACCUGCUUCUGGUGUGUGUUUGCGCUCGAUCGUGUUGUAUCCAUCACUCUUGGUCGGCCCCUAGCAAUAUGCAGAGAAGACGUCGACGUUGACAUGCCCAGCCUCGGCUUUGGUGACGCCAGCCCGCCUGCGCGGGACAUUGGGGCCCAAGACGCAAAUGUACCGAGUUCGCGUCUCGCGCUCUUCAAACACAUCAUCCGGUACCGCGACAUCUGCGGCCGAUGUCUGGCAACACUUCAUCGAAGCGGCAGAAAUUCUACACUACCUGAAUCGGAGAAGGCGCGGAUACGACAAGACCUCGCCGACGAGCUGCAGCUCUGGCGGGCAGACACCGACAGCCUGAACCUCAUUGAGAUGGAUCUCUCGACGCCCCUGGCCGAGGCGCGCUCCAGCUUUCGAUGCAAGGCGUGGUACGAGUUGCUGUACCACAACGGCGUCCUCCUGCUUUACCGGCCGUCCUAUGCGACCAUGGCCGACAAUGACGACACCAACAGCAACGUCUUUUCGGCCGCCAAGGAGUCCAUCAAGCUGUAUUCGUAUCUCUUUCGCUCCCGUAAGAUCAACUUUUCGUGGAUGGUGUUGCAUGCCGUCUUCCUUGCCGGGCUGUCCUACAUUUACGCCCUAAGCCGACAUUUCAGGGAGAUGCGGCACUCAGGACAGCACCAUCAGCUCACACCCGAGCCAAUCCUGGUGGAGAUUGUCAACGACUGUCGCGCAUGCUCCAACGUCUUGGUGGCCGUUUCGGAGCGCUGCAACUCUCAAAAGAACUGCCACGAGGUGUUUGACCGCCUGAGCGACGCCGUGGUCAAGGAUGCCGUGGACGCCCUGUCGGGCGCUCGCCGGCCGCCGACGGCCAGAGUCGCGGGACCCGCCACGUCACCGCCAUCACAGCCUACAGCACACCAUCAGGCGACUGCCACUGAACUGCCACUGGUAGCAGGCUCUGCUGACAGCGUUCUCAGGGACUGCUUCCCUGAGUUGCAGAGCAUGUACGACGCGCAAUGGGGCGACGAUGCCAUAGUCCAGCUCAGCACCGACUGGUUCAACCAGACAUUUCCCGAGGACAACACGGCGUACGGAUGGAACAUGCAGAGCUAG
Purpureocillium lilacinum is the source of this 2511-nucleotide messenger RNA. The record is from RefSeq and is a predicted model, not a curated record. NCBI's taxonomy places the organism in Eukaryota, Fungi, Ascomycota, Sordariomycetes, Hypocreales, Ophiocordycipitaceae.